Sphenostylis stenocarpa is the source of this 2151-nucleotide messenger RNA. NCBI's taxonomy places the organism in Eukaryota, Viridiplantae, Streptophyta, Magnoliopsida, Fabales, Fabaceae. The record is from the annotation of a GenBank genome assembly.
AUGGCUUCCACCAUUGCUUCGACAAUGCCUUCCACCUCCACCGAGCCCGACCCCGACGCCGCCGUCAGGGCGGUGAGGAAGCGCUACGAGGGCCUUCUGACAGUGCGCACGCGGGCGAUCAAAGGCAAAGGCGCGUGGUACUGGGCCCACCUCGAGCCCAUUCUCAUCGGCAACGCGGUGAAGCUCAAGUGCUCCCUCUGUGAUUCUAUCUUCUCUGCCUCCAACCCUUCUCGAACCGCUUCCGAGCAUCUCAAGCGUGGGACGUGUCCCAACUUCAACCACUCUUCGCUGCCUUCACCCUCGCCUAUUUCCACCGUGCACUCCCACUCCAACAACGGCAGAAAGAGAACCUCCACCUCAACCUCUCCGAAUCAGGACCGGUCCGUUCAGCAUUUGGUGUUGUCCGGUGGGCAAGAUGAUUUGUGUGCUCUCGCUGUUUUCGAAGACAGCGUGAAGAAGCUUAAGAGUCCUAGGAAUUUGUCGCAUGUUGCUCCUCCUGAGUUGACCAAUGACCAGGUUAACUCCGCUGUUGGAUUGUUGGCAGAUUGGUUCUACGAGUCUUGUGGCUCUGUGCCUCUCUCUGCCCUUGAACAUCCCAAGUUUCAGUCCUUUCUCACCCAGCUGGGUUUGCCGGUGGCUCUGUUGAGACGCGAGAUAUAUGGUUCUAGGCUCGAGGAUAGGUUCGGGGUGGCCAAGGCUGAGUCCGAAGCUAGAAUCAGAGAGGCACUGUUUUUUCAAGUCGGGUGUGAUGCUUGGAAGGGCGAGGAUGGUGUGGUGAAGUUUAUAGUGAAUCUUCCCAAUGGGACUAGCGUGUUCCACAAGGUGGUGCUAAAUGGAGGCGAGGUGUCGUCUAAGUAUGCUGAGGAGAUUUUGUGGGAGGUGGUGAGGGGUGUUUGUGGGAGUGAUGUGGAGAGGUGUGUAGGGAUCGUUUCAGACAGGUUUAAGGGUAAGGCGUUGAGGAACUUGGAGGCUCAGAACCAUUGGAUGGUGAAUGUUGCUUGUCAGGUUCACGGGUUCACGGGUUUGAUCAGGGAUUUUAGCAGCGGGCUCCCACUUUUCCGGGUUGUCACUGAAAAUUCUCUCAAGGUUGCUAAUUUUAUCAACACUGAGUCUCAGGUUAGGGGUAGUUUUCUCAGGUACCGGAUGCAGGAGCUGGAGUGUACUGGGUUGGUUCGAGUUCCCUCACCCAGAUGUAAUGUGUCGAAGGACUUUGCAUCUGUGUUUCCAAUGUUGGAGGACAUCCUGAGCUGUGCUGCAGUGAUCCAAAUGGUGGUGAUGGAGGACGCGUUUAAGGUGGUGUGUAUGGAGGACCCAUUGGCCAGAGAGAUUGCCGAGAUUGUUCAGAGUGAGGGGUUUUGGAGUGAACUAGAGGCGGUUUAUGCGCUGGUGAAGCUCAUCAGAGGAGUAGUUCAGGACAUGGAGGCGGAGAGGCCGUUGGUUGGUCGGUGUUUGCCUCUCUGGGAGGAGGUAAGAGCGAAGGUGAAGGAGUGGUGCGUUAAGUAUAGUGUUGCAGUAGAACCUGUGGAUGAAAUACUUGAAAAACGGUUCAGGAAGAACUAUCACCCUGCAUGGUCAGCUGCAUUUAUACUUGAUCCGCUAUACUUGGUUAAAGAUGCAAAUGGAAAGUACCUUCCUCCAUUCAAGUGCUUAACUCGUGAACAAGAGAAAGAUGUAGAUAAGUUAUUGACGAGGCUGGCUUCACGAGAAGAAGCUCAUGUUGUGUUGAUGGAGCUCAUGAAGUGGAGAUCAGAAGGGCUUGACCCUCUUUAUGCACAGGCUGUGCAGAUGAAACAACAAGACCCCAUUACAGGGAAGAUGAAGGUAGCAAAUCCACUCAGCAGUAGACUUGUUUGGGAAACUUGCCUCAGUGAGUUUAAUUCCCUACGCAAGCUCGCCGUGAGGCUCAUUUUUCUGCAUGCAACAUCAUGUGGCUUUAAGAGCAAUUUUUCUUUCAUCAGGAAGGUUUCUGCCCAUAAGCAGUCGAAAAUUUCCUUGGAAAGAGCUCAGAAAAUGAUAUGCAUUGCAGCUCAUGCCAAGCUUGAAAGACGAGACUUUUCCAAUGAGGAAGAGAGGGAGGCAGAAUUGCUUGCCAUGGAAGGUAGUGAUGAUGGCAUGCUGGCUGAAGUCUUUGCAGAUGCACCCCUAAUGUAA